Molecule: messenger RNA, 414 nt
Organism: Guillardia theta CCMP2712
Lineage: Eukaryota; Cryptophyceae; Pyrenomonadales; Geminigeraceae
Exons: 4
Coding region: 1-414 (137 amino acids)
Source: RefSeq, a predicted model, not a curated record
AUGUGCCUGUACUCGCAGCUGUUGAUCACCAGCAUGCCCCCUCGAGAGCAUCCGGCCUUGUCGCAACUUGCGCAUGCUGGUGGUGACUACUGCCAGUUCUGCGCGCCAACAGCUGAGGGUUUUACAGCUGAGUCCGUCAAGACUUUCUUUCAAGCUCGACCCCUACAAGCCCAGAUGCUCUCGGCGGUGGUCCUGAGCGUCCUGGCGGACCUCGUGGCCCAGAUGAUCUCAAGGCGCCGCGAGCGAGCACGGGGCGCUGCCGUUAGCUGGAUGUCUGCCAUAAGGCUCGCAGUCUGGUCCGUCGUCUGUACUCCCAUGAUCCAUGCCUGGUUGCGCCUGUUGGAUGCCGUGCUGGGGAAGGGGACCAGCUGGAGUGUGGUGACUGAGAAGCUCUUGAUGGACCAGGUGAAGUGA